Diceros bicornis minor is the source of this 1142-nucleotide messenger RNA. It is a transcript of the gene PLPP1, whose product is annotated as phospholipid phosphatase 1. The coding region runs from base 134 to 1009 and encodes 291 amino acids. NCBI's taxonomy places the organism in Eukaryota, Metazoa, Chordata, Mammalia, Perissodactyla, Rhinocerotidae. The record is from RefSeq and is a predicted model, not a curated record. The transcript is spliced from 7 exons. Gene Ontology annotation, molecular function: phosphatidate phosphatase activity. Gene Ontology annotation, biological process: signal transduction; phospholipid metabolic process; phospholipid dephosphorylation.
GUGACCAUGUUUGACAAGACUCGGCUCCCGUACGUGGCCCUCGAUGUGCUCUGCGUGUUGCUGGGGAAUUUGUGGACCUCUGUUUUGGAUGGAUCAGUAAAGAGGAUUGAAUUGGGGCCCAACUUCUUUUCUCAUGGGGAAAAGAGUGAGGGGUGCUGCUGAGAGAGGUGCUUCCACAGUAGCCAGGUCUGAAGCUUUGCUUGGAGCUUCCAUGCCUAUGGCUGUUCUAAAUUUGGGCCAAAUAUAUCCAUUUCAGAGAGGCUUUUUCUGUAAAGACAACAGCAUCCAGUAUCCGUACCAUGAUGGUACCAUCACAACCACUGUCCUCAGCACAGUGGGGCUUGGUUUACCCAUUUCCUCUAUGAUUAUUGGAGAAACCCUGUCUGUUUACUUUAACCUCUUGCACUCGAAUUCCUUUAUCAGGAAUAACUACAUAGCCACUAUUUACAAAGCCAUUGGAACAUUUUUAUUUGGUGCAGCUGCUAGUCAGUCCUUGACUGACAUUGCCAAGUAUUCGAUAGGCAGACUGCGGCCUCACUUCUUGGAUGUUUGUGACCCAGAUUGGUCAAAAAUCAACUGCAGUGAUGGUUACAUUGAAAACUACAUAUGUCGAGGGAAUGCACAAAAAGUGAAGGAGGGCAGAUUGUCCUUUUACUCAGGCCACUCCUCAUUCUCCAUGUACUGCAUGCUGUUCGUGGCACUUUAUCUUCAAGCCAGGAUGAAGGGAGACUGGGCAAGACUCUUACGCCCCACACUGCAAUUUGCUCUUGUUGCUGUAUCCAUUUACGUGGGCCUUUCUCGAGUUUCUGAUUAUAAACACCACUGGAGUGAUGUGUUGACUGGACUCAUUCAAGGAGCUCUGGUUGCAGUAUUAGUUGCUGUGUAUGUAUCAGAUUUCUUCAAGGCGAGAAAUUCUCCUUUUAAAGAAAGAAAAGAGGAAGACUCGCAUACAACUCUGCACGAAACACCGACGACGGGGAAUCACUAUCGGAACAAUCACCAACCUUGAAGGUGGCUGAGUGUCCAGAUGAAGCUGGCCUGCUUUCUAAAGGAAAAUGGUUGCAACCAGAAGGCAAGAGGAUGCGUCUUUCUUCCCGGUGUACAAACCUUUAAGGGACUGCUGCUGCUACACCUCUUGGAUG